AUGACACUCCCUUCCUCUACUGAUAUUAUUCCACUGCAUCAGUAUAACGGCUCGCCAUGUCAAUAUGGGGAAUGCACUGAAUGUGGAGAAUGGAAAUGCUUCUUUAUUAGAAAUACUCAAUCUCACGCGACCGAGAGUAUGGCAUAUUUCGAAUGGAUACCAUAUGAAAAUUUUGUCCUUAUUGAACAAAUAGCGAGUGAUUCUGCUCUAAAAAAAAUAGGUAAUUCUAGCGAAAUAAGUAGUGCCUAUUUAAAUAAUGUAUGUUAUUUGGAUGAAGAUUCCUUUCUGAUUGAUGAUCCUCAGUAA
This is a messenger RNA of Dentiscutata erythropus, 306 nucleotides long. Lineage: Eukaryota; Fungi; Glomeromycota; Glomeromycetes; Diversisporales; Gigasporaceae. The record is from the annotation of a GenBank genome assembly.